AUGCCCGCCGACCCGCGGCUGCCGUCGGUGCCCGUGGGCGUGCCGGCGCAGCUGCCGCGCCGCCCCCACGUGGAGCGCGACGCCUUCACUGUGCUGCCGCCGCUGCCGCCCGCGCCGCCCCCGCCGCCCACCUCGUACGCCUACCGCCUCGCGCCGGCCGUGCCUGGCCGCGGCAAGCAGGCCGCCUUCGCCGUCGUCGCAGAGAUCACGCCGCCCAAGACACCUCCACCUCCAGAAGGUCGCGUCAGCCCGUUCCGCGGGCGCGGUUUCCGGCCCCCGACGCGCGCGUCCUCCCGGGCGGCGUCGCCGUCGCCGUCGGCGAAGCGCCGGCGGCCGUCGCGCAUCCCCAGGUCGACGUCCGGCUCUCCCGCGCACCGGCCAGCCGCCAGCAAGCACGGCACGCCGCGGGCGUCCAGGCCCGCCUCCCCGGGCAACGCCGCCGGCCCUGAGGGCACGCACGAGGACGAGACCGCUCCGGCGCCCAGCAUCGUCACUAACGGCGCGUCGCAGGACAGCCGGCAGUCGCAGGAGGCGGAGGCCGAGGCGGGGGCGGGAGAGCCGGCGCUCCUGGGCGUGGGCGAGCGGCCGCAGCACGGGCUGUCCGUCCGGGGCGGCCUGGCUCUCAAGAAGGCGCUCGCGGGCCGGGUCGCCGCUUCCAAGGCCGGCCGCGAGCCACCGCCCCCGGCCCCCGCCGCCGAAGACGGGAGCCGCAGCGGCCGCGGAGGCCUCAAGAACGCCGCCAACGCCGCCGCCGUGCGCUCCAGGCUCUCCUCGCCGAAGGGGAGCCGGCCCGCGGCUAGCGAGGAGCCGGUGUCUCGAGGGGCUAGGCCGAGCGUCGGUACCGCCCUCAGAUUGGCGUCGCGUCUGCAGUCGCCGAGGAGCAGGCGGGGCGCGCAGGAGCAGGACUCUGGAGGCGGCGAGGACGGCCGGCGCGCAUCCAUUCCGGAAAGAGACGCGGCGCGUCGCCGGCUGCAGGUGAGGACGACGCAGACGGCGAUGAGCUCGGAGGCGGAGACGGCGGCGGUGGCGGCGUACCGGUGCGCGCGGCUGCGGGCGUGGCGGCGGCAGCUAGGCGCGCCCGCUCCCCCAACGCCGCCAGGGGCUCUACGGGGGCCGGCGCACUGA
Schistocerca gregaria is the source of this 1125-nucleotide messenger RNA. RefSeq names its product atherin-like. The transcript is spliced from 3 exons. The coding region runs from base 1 to 1125 and encodes 374 amino acids. NCBI's taxonomy places the organism in Eukaryota, Metazoa, Arthropoda, Insecta, Orthoptera, Acrididae. The record is from RefSeq and is a predicted model, not a curated record.